This is a messenger RNA of Vitrella brassicaformis, 2928 nucleotides long. NCBI's taxonomy places the organism in Eukaryota, Vitrellaceae. The record is from the annotation of a GenBank genome assembly.
CCUUCUGUGCCUGUGGAUGGGAUGAGUGUGUGGAUUGGAGGGGUGGGUGCGUGCAACUACAGGCACUCCCACCAGUGAGUGUAUGUGUGUGUGUGUGUGCGAGGCAGCUAGACGUAGAAAGGAAAACAACGAGGGAACCAACGAAGGAAGAGAGGGGAAGGGAGGACACAUAAACACCAUUCACUCACUGACUCGAUCGCACUGCACGCAACACGUCACAUCACAUCACAUUACCCAUCUCAUUCAUCCACUCGCGCGAUACACGCGCCCUUGCCUUGCCUCUCUCUCGGUCACUCCCCGCCCCGGCCCGCCCCACCUCAGUCACCCCACCACCCACAGUUAGAUAGUAUGUGUUGGCGUGAUGGCGGCCCCUGCGCGCGCAAGGCAAAGGCAUUCCCUCCAACUUACACCCUGUUGGUUGCGCUCUGCGGCGUGUGGGUGGUGGUGGGAGCAUUCUCCUGCGCCUCGGCCUUGGCCUCCGCCCGCCUCUUCAUCACAAACGACACGAAGAAAGCCAGACCAGCCACUGCCAGGAUGGCCGCAGCAACCACGGCCAAGAUGACCCAGAUGGGCAUCCCCGCACCCUCGUCCUCUGUCGCCGCCUCGUCAAGCGUGGUCUCGCUCACAUCAGCGCCCUGCACCUUGGUCGCCUCUGGGAUGUCGGCCGUGGCAGCCUCCUCUUCGGAGGGCUCCAGCGGGCUGUUGACCGGCACCACGCUCGUGUCGGCCUCCUCCUCCUCCUUGAGCGACGCCUGGCUGGCGGACCCGUCAUCCUCGAUGUCCGCGAGAGACGCGUCAGCGGCCUCGUCAACCACCUUCUGCGUGGCGGACGGGGCUUCCUUGGGCGCGUCGGCGUCAGACACGGUGUCGUCCUUUUUGCUAGUCGCCUUCUCCUUCUCUGCUGCCUCCUUGGCCUCGGCGGCCUCGUCCGUCUUGUCCUCGAUGAGUGCGGUCUCCUCGUCGACGGCAGAAGGCUUGUCGGCGGCUGCGGGCUUCUGCUUCCUGGUCGUGGUAGUGGUCGUGUCCGCGACGUCCGCCUCGUCCUCAACGGCCACGGGCAUCACUGCCUCCUCCUCCGGCUCGCCCUGGGCGGUGUCCUCGGGCUCCUCGGGCGCAGCGGUGGUGGGCACCUCGACCUCCGCCUCGACCUCCGCCACUGCUGACAUCCCAGAGCAGACGACGCCGCCCAUUGCCGUUGGGUCGUCGAUCUCAUGCUCGGGUGCGUGGAAGCCGCUGCAGUAGAUGGUUGAGUUGGCGGCGAAGACGGAAAAGAAGCGGCACUCGUUGGUGUCGUACUGCUCCACGCACAUGGCCGCGCACUUCUGCAGGGGGCUGCUCUGGUCUGCUGUGGUGGGGUCGAAUCCCUGGGGCAGCGCCUCCAUGGCGAGCUCGUCACCACUGGCCAGCUCGGUCGUGAAGGCGCCGAAGCCGCCUUCAUACCUCUUGCCCUCGACGUUCAUGACGCCCUCGGCCUCGCAGACGUUGCUCUCGAGGACGUACUGCUUGGAGGGGGGGUUCCAGUCGUCAUAGACCUGCUCGAGGGGCGUGACGCCGAACUCGUCGUGUGCCAUGCUGCUGCUGGCGGGGGCUGCGGGCGUGAGGGCCUCGUGCUUUGGUGUGAUGGAGAGGGCGAGGUAGGAGCCGUCAGACAUGGGGUCGUGGUCCUCCGACUUGACGAUGACGGCCUUCUCAGGCGUGAAGUGGGCGUAGUUCACGUCAAAGGUGUGCGCGCCCACCUCCCACAGAGUCGUGUUGAGCGUCUCGAACUCGUCAACCCACUUCAGCGUGAAACCUGAACGAACACACACAGACGACCACCCGACACACACACACUCGAUGGGCGGCUGCUGCCAGUGUGGUGUUUUGUUGUGAUGUGUGUGCGGGCGGCCAGGCCACAUACCCUUGGUGACCGGGUCGUAGUCGUAUGCCUUGACGUAAUCGAAGUAGAUGGUGAGUGGGAGUGUCUCGGGGUUGAACCGGCCGGCCCAGAACUCCGCCCAGAAGGGCUCGGGGUCGCAGGGCCAGAGGGAGAUGCGGAGGUUCAUCGGCUCCAGGAGCUGGGCGGGCUGGGGGCUGCAGGUCUCGGGGUCGGCUCCCUCGGCCUCGCAGGGGAUGUCCAUGCGGAUCCUACGGCCGUCAAAGUACCAGGCGACGUACUCGGGUGUCCACUCGAGCGCAAAGUGGUGGAAGCCCUGCUUGAUGGCGGCCUUCUGCGCCUCGAUCUCGGAGGGGUGGCCCGCCGCGCCGAAAAAGAUUUCGCUGAUCUCUCGGUCGGUGAAGUUACCGGUGAUCAUGUUGGUCUGGAUGGGCACCUCCCCGUGGCCGCCCAUCCCGUGCACCUCGUAGUCGAUCUCCUGCCAUGACGCCCCCGCGACCUUGUCGGAGUCGUUCUUGUAGAGGAAGAACGUGGCGACGGUGCCGUUGACGUCGAUGUUGGGGUAGAGGCUGGCCUCGAAGCGGCCGUACAUGAAGUUGUCCUUGCUGGUCAGCUCGGCAGCGUCGUAGCCCCGGCCGCACUCGCCCACACACGUGCCGCCCACGCCAGCACAGAAGCACUUGUCCUGGUUCAUGUAGAAGCCAUCCUCCGUCUGGUGGAUGUCGUCAAAGGUCGUUACGGCCUGCCAAACCAAGGCAACCAACACACAGAGAGCGCCGGCGAGCAGACAGUCAACGCACACAAACGCACAAACAGAGAGAGAAAGCACAAUUGAGGCGGUGGCUCAGAGAGGGUGUGCGGGGGGUGCAGGCGUGUGAGGCAGGGACUGAGGGGCUCUCUCUGGCUCACUGACCUGUCCCGCGAUAAGUGGCAAAGCGGCGAGCAGCGCGAGCAGGACCCUCAUGGCGACAGGCUGGCUGGACGGCUGGCACACGUGCGAGAAAGAUGACCACGCGCGCAGCUGGAGGGAGCGAGUUGAUUCCCGUUUUGUG